Messenger RNA from Pomacea canaliculata, 3785 nucleotides. Its product is annotated as GATOR complex protein WDR59-like. Lineage: Eukaryota; Metazoa; Mollusca; Gastropoda; Architaenioglossa; Ampullariidae. The record is from RefSeq and is a predicted model, not a curated record. Gene Ontology annotation, molecular function: protein binding.
GGUGCCGAAAGUCGUCAUGACAGUCUGCAGCAAGUGGAUUGAGACUAUCAAUUGAGCAAGAUGGCUGCUCAAUGGAGCAGUGAAACUUUCGUUGCGGAGUUUAAAGACCUGCAGGCAAAUGUCAUGGCACUGGAUUGCCUUGGAUCAUGGGCUUUGCUUGCAGGGAAAAAGGUCUAUGCCUUUGUGAGUCUGGAUAAUCCAGAAGAAGGGGAAAGUUCACCAACUGUUGUGCGUGUUGCACGACAGAGUAAAUGGGAUACAUGUUGUGUCCAGUUCAACCCUCACGCAUCACAUGCACAACUCUACGUCACAGCAUGCAACCAGCGCUUAGACAUCUACAGUAUGGACGAUAAAAGUGGAAAUGCAAGGUGUUCUUUGAAAGCACAUUCAUGGAUCAUAAGUGAUGUAGACUGGUCGCCUUUUGAUGUAAAUGUAGUUGCUUCAUGCUCAAUUGACAGUUUCACCUACCUCUGGGAUAUCAGGGAUUCGAAAAAGCCUGUCAGCACUUUUCAGACUGUUGCUGGCGUGUAUCAAGUCAAGUGGAAUAAAGUUACGAACAAUUUGUUUGCGACAACUCAUGAAGGUGAUGUCCGAAUAUGGGACCCAAGGAAAGGCAAUACUCCUCUUCAGUAUACCUGCCAUUUUUCCAAGAUCUAUGGCUUAGACUGGAGUCCAAACAGUGAAUUUCAUCUUGUCACAGCUAGUCAAGACUGCUAUGUCAGAAUAUGGGACUACACAAACCCAAAGAACUGUGAGGGAUCAAUCAAUUCAGGUGCUCCUGUCUGGAGAGCAAGAUAUACUCCCUUCGGAACAGGACUAAUGACUGUUGUAGUACCUCAAUUGCGGCGAGGAGAAAAUAGUCUAUAUUUAUGGAAUAUGGAUGCACAAAACCAAGUACAGCCGAUUCAUACCUUUGUUGGCCACAAAGAUGUUGUUUUGGAGUUUCAGUGGCGUCGACAGACAGAUGGUGUGCGGGAUUACCAGCUAGUCACAUGGUCCAGAGAUCAGAGUCUUCGCAUUUGGAGGAUUGAACCCAGUCUUCAGCGGCUGUGUGGUCAUGACACUGGUGAGGGCUUGGAAUUGGACUUAACAGGCAGCUCCUACAACAGCUCCGAAUCCACCAUCAAAGACCUGAGGGAAUUGAGUCAAAGUGAAAGUGGGCCGUUGGAAGAGGAUCAGGGUGUCAAAACAACAACAGUCAUGGCACAGCAGCCUUACUCUCUUCAGCAGGAGUUCAACCUCAUGAACAAGAACAUACCCAACAUCACCAUAGAUGAGCUAAAUGCUCAGGAUCAUGUGUGUCGAGUAACUUGGAAGUGUGGUGCAGAGUCUGGAAGCUUGGAGCUGACCUUUCCUGUUGGUUACCCCAACAAUAUUGCACCUUCUGUCAAGUUUUUGAGCACAACCUUAGAUUCCAACAUACAGAGGAAGAUUCAUCAAGGCAAUAAACGAGACUUCCAGCGGCUUGUUAGGCGCAAUAAUAAUUGUCUGGAACCAUGCCUACGACAGAUGGUGAACGAGCUUGACAACAUUUUGGACGAACGGCGAUCACCAGAUACUGAAGCAUCUUUUCCUCGUGGGCAGCAGCCUCCUAUAGUGCAGCCAUCACCUUACCUUCCCUUGUAUUCACUAGGCAGUUUCCAGGAUUCCAGUAUUCCCUUUCCACGCACAAGUGGUGCUCGGUUCUGCUCAAACGGUCUGCUUGUGUUGUUUGGCGUUCCAGCAGAAAUGAAGAAAGUUUCAGGUGGGACAGAAAUAACUCCAAAGUCUCUCUCGGACCUGGCAGCCUUUACGCAGGCCCCAUGGAAAGCCAGCAGCACAAUAUCUGCUUUCUCGGCAAUCUUCUCUCGCAGUCCGCCUACACCAAGCUCGGAUCUGCCAUCCAUCUCUGACUUCUUUAUACAUAAAGACAAGCACAAGCCACGUUCCGGAAGGCAUCGAAAGCAUGAACUAGUGGACAAGUCCACCAAAAAGCAGCAGUCAGUUGGCAAGGUCAAAAUCUUUGAUGGCACGCCCCUUUUGGGUAUCAGCCGUUUUUUGGCCCAGAACUACAAACUGGACGUGAAUGAUCUAGAAGGGUCAUGUCGCCAUAAUGCAAGUAUAGCAGCUAGCAUUGGAAGAAGAGAUCUUGUUCAGGUGUGGAACAUGGUUUCCGUCAUGUCAUCAAAAGCACUCUCACCCAAUCCCAAUCCUGAUAGUGGUACACCAUGGGCCAGACUGCCCUUUGGAAGACGGCUACUUCAGUACAUUCUUGACCGCUACAUAGAACUGCAUGAUGUCCAGACCUUGGCCAUGCUGUGUUGUGUCUUCUGGACUCCGGAACCUGGCCCAAAAGUUGAACGAGCAACUUCUAAAUCAUCUGUAGAGUAUGUGCCAGCAGAUACGGACGCAAACAUUACUUAUUAUCAGCCUGGCAGUAGUACAGAUAGUGGCUGGAGCCUCCUGCAGAGCACUGUGGGCCCCAAUUCCUUCAACCUGCCCCCAGUGGCAAUCGCACCCACCUCGUCCUCAACCCAUGGCCCACCUGUUCACCCUGGCACAGGUCACAUGUGUGAAGUAGCCUCACAGCCCAACCUGGCGGCCCUCUUCAAAGCAGGCUGCAGCCAAGUUCUGAGUGAAGCGGCUGUUGCCAAAAACAAGCGAUCGUUGAGCUGGUCGGAGUCCUAUGACGACUUCAAAAUCUAUGACAUCAAAAACCCACAGGAAAGAGCUGCCGAACAGGAGCGGCUUCAGCAUGAAGACAACAGCAAGAUGCUGGACCCAGCUCGAUGGCAGCAGCAUGAGGAGUUCAAGCAAUCAUACGCCCGCAUCUUAUACAACUGGCGUUUGCUUGAACAGCGCUCUCAUAUCCUUCAGUUCACAUCAACGCCAGUCUCCCAGCAUAAGGGCUUGGAGUUUGCGGUGCAUUGCCACAAGUGUCAGCAAGAGAUCCGAGGCCCCCAGUGCAGCUCUUGUAAACACCCUGCCCUGCAGUGCGCUAUAUGCCAUUUGGGAGUGCUAGGUGCAGCCAACUUUUGCCUAACCUGUGGUCACGGUGGCCAUACAGCACACAUGAUGGAGUGGUUCAUGAAAAAAGGUGUUUGUCCCACCGGCUGUGGCUGUGACUGUCUUCGGGAGAACAUAUUUGGUGGUUUGUAGGUCUACUGAAGAAAUUUUUUGAAAUAUCUUCUUAUCAGACACAGACUCCACUCCUGGACCUGUAGGUUUGUAGGUCACAAGAUGGUGCAUUUCAGAGUUUGGCACAUGUGCUGUUUUUCUGUCACUCGGGUCUCAAAUGUGAAGCAUUUGCUCGCCUGGAACUUGGUGACAAAAUCAUGAGAUUUGGAUACAGCAGAAAACAUGCACGUUAUAUGGAUCUGUGAUAGUGAUGUGGAUUGCUGGAAGAGUCAUGGAGAAUAGAAGCCUCCACUCUCUCAGCUGCUUACUUUCCUCAAUGUUUUUUUUAUCGUGUUCCCAACAGCUUGUCAUAGAUUUCCUUGGGAUGAUACGAAGGCAAGGGUGAAAAGAGAGGAACAAAGAAAGUUUGUGGAUCAUCAUUGUGGUUCACUUUACUGAUUCUGCUGUGGGAAUAAUACAUACUUCAUUCACUUUCCAUGUUUCUGGAAGAUGCUUCUGGAGUGGACUGUUCUGAAUGAUAUUCUGUAUGUGCUUUGACUGUGUCAAAUAAUUUUUGCCUCAGGGACUUGGCAUCUGCAAGUGUGCUUGUACAUUUUGUUUCAAACACUUGAACUUUGACCUGAACUAGCUACUGUUCUGUGAAAAAGAUUAAAAAGAAUUGAAAUAUG